Lytechinus pictus (painted urchin) is the source of this 5183-nucleotide messenger RNA. RefSeq names its product 3-galactosyl-N-acetylglucosaminide 4-alpha-L-fucosyltransferase FUT3-like. Gene Ontology annotation, cellular component: membrane. Bases 401 to 1804 code for a protein of 467 amino acids. The transcript is spliced from 2 exons. Lineage: Eukaryota; Metazoa; Echinodermata; Echinoidea; Temnopleuroida; Toxopneustidae. The record is from RefSeq and is a predicted model, not a curated record. Gene Ontology annotation, molecular function: alpha-(1->3)-fucosyltransferase activity.
ACACACACACGCACCCAACUUUGAAAGAACUGCAUCACUAAAAUUGCCAUUAAUAAGCUGGCACAAAUUUUCUGCGUUUGUUCACUUGCAAACGAUGUAUACGCCAUUUCACGGGUUUAUACCAUGAACGGAAAGGGAUUAAUGAUUUUUGUUAAUUUCUGUGAUUUUAACCAGGCUGUAAUUUCUUGAAAGUUUGGACAUAGUGUCUGGUGUCGAACUUAAGUGACCCGGUGAAAGUGGAAUAUUAUAUCGGAAGUUCGAGAUCAGAAGAACUGCAAGAUUGUUCCAUCAUGAUUAUAUUAUUUUCAAGAACAUUUGGCCCAUCCUACUACCACUACCAAGCACCAAACAGUUUCUUGAGUGCGUCUUCUGUAAUUUUAAACAAGAGACAUGAAAGUGAAUGAUUGGUAUUUUUUCUCCCGAGAAACCUACGAUGGGGCGAGAUUUUCUGAUACAAGUGUUUUUCUGUGUAAUCGUCUGUUCAUCACUGAUGAUGGUUUUCGUAUUUAAUGCUAAUGAAUACGUGGAAGUCUGGAAAAAGUCGCAAAAUGGCAUUGGCGAUGACGCUCUGGGUUCCUCGACGCGAUUGCUCUCAGAAGAUGGAGGUAACGACUUGUAUGCUGGAAAGAUCAAGAGAUCUAGAGCCAUGAAAGGGUUCAUCAACCCUUCAAGGAAUUCUUCAGAUGGCGCGGACUUUGUUGUCAACCAUGCCAAUGGUUCAACCCCGUAUACUGAAAACCGUGUGCUCUAUAAGUUUAAUAAAGCAAGCCAGGAUCCUUCUUACGAUUGCGUCAUCAGGAUUCUCAAGCACCACAGACCAAUUGAUGAGGAGGUUUACAUGAACAACGAGGAAUGGGUCAGGUCUAGCUGUGAGGGCGCACCUUGUAGUAUAGAAGUGAGAUACAGUCUGGAUUUGAGAGAUUUCUGGGAUUCGGAUGUCGUCGUAUUGAUGGAGGGGGCGUUCGGUAGCUACGAGUGGAAGUAUCUCCUUAGGGCGAGGCCUCCAGGACAAAUGUGGGUGCUGUAUGCCAAAGAGUGUCCUGUACAUGAGCCACAGUUAAGUCCACCGUCGGAUUUAUUUUCAAGUAACCCUUACAACCUUAGCAUGACGUACCGAUCAGGGUCAGACAUAUAUAACCCGUAUGGAUACUUCGUACGAGAUCGACCUUGUGGUGUAAAGAAUUUGAAGAAGUCAGAGUUGAUGAUGUGGAUGGCAUCUCGAUGUAACCCGCUGGGAUGGGAAAGAGCAAAGUUUGUUCAAUCCUUGAAGAAACAUCUGAAUGUCCACACCUUUGGGCGUUGUGGCACUUUGGAGUGUCCGAAGAAUGACCGGGGCAGCUGCCUGUCGAAGAUGAGACUUUACAAGUUUUACCUUUCCCUUGAGAAUAGUGAAUGUGCUGAGUAUAUCACCGAAAAGAUGUGGAAAAAUGCCUUUGACAACGGCAUGAUCCCCGUCGUAUUUGGAGCAAGAAAAGAAGAUUAUCAAAGGUUGGCGCCACCCAAUUCCUUUAUUCAUCUUAACGACUUCAGUACGAUGGAAGAAUUUGUGGAGUACAUCAAUUUAUUGGAUCGGAAUGAGACGCUCUACAACAAAUACUUCGAGUGGAGGAAGUUAGGAAGGGUUUAUUAUGGCGCAGGGAUAAAAGGAGCAACGCAUCCUUCGAGACUGUGUACCGUGACCAAGAAGCUUGUGGAGAUCGGAAAGGACCCACAGAAUUCAUGGAGAGCUCGAAAUCCCAAUUUUAUCAAAUGGUGGACUGGGUCGUGUGUGCAUCAGAAAGAACUAUUAGGUGUGAGGAUAUAGAGUGAGAUAAGAAGUCAAUAUUGAGUCUCCAGAAUGACAGUGAUCUAGGUAGCAUCUUGUGCAGGACGAAUUUAGGAAACCAUGUUCAAUAGCCAUCCACUUGCUGGAUAAAAUACACAUUUCGUCAGCAAUUGUUGGGGUGGUUUGACCGUGGACCUCGGGUCUGUUUUUAAUAAAAUUUGUUAGAAUAACAAAUUUACAAUGAAGCUACUGAAAUCAUUCAAUCUGAUUGGCUGAUGAUGGUACAUUCGUUAUAAAAAGAAAUGUGCAUAAUUAUAACAAGUCUUUAUGAAACGGGACCAAGGUUUGACAACCCUCUCCUUGCCAGAGUGUCAAAUUUAAUACUGUCCCAUUUCUGUGAUGUGGAUUCUAACUAAAUGUUUAAAGUCAUUCUUCUAGAAGCUUACAAUUUGACAUCAAAUAAUAAUGAUAAUAAUAAUAAUAUUCCGCAUUUAUAUAGCGCUUAACACAUCGGAACGACGUCUCUAAGCGCUUUACAGAUAUAUUAUUACCCCGGUCAUCGGAUCCUUGCAUGCCCGCAUACAAUGUAUGCACCUUCUCCACUCCCUGGGGAGCAUUCCAACAAUAGUUCCAAGACUCAAUUGCUAGGCAUACUACAUAGGCUUUCGCAUCCUACCGGGUACCCAUUUAACACCUGGGUGGAGAGUGGCAAAUUGUGGAUUGAAGCCUUGCCAAAGGACGCUAGGCCAUGGUGGGAUUCGAACACACGACCCUCUGAUUACAAGGCGAGAGUCAGAACCGCUACACCACGGCGCUUCCAUAAUCUGCUACUGGCUGAAAAUGCAGGGAUUUCCAAUGAUUUCAAUUGCCAUAAAUGCAUAUAUUUCUUCAUUCAGUCAUGCUAGCAGCAUCGUCGAAGCGAAUUUCAGAGUCAGAUAGUACUUUGCCUCUACCUUAUUUUAUACGGAUUAUUAAGUUAUUAAUCCGGACAAAAUUCAUGUUUGGUGAUUGCUGAUUAAGCCUAUUGGCCUCGAAUACCAAGGCCCUGUACACUAUUUAUAUAAUUUUAUUUUGGCUAUUUUGAAACAGAACCCUUGCUCUUAGGAAAGUUCCAGACUUAAUAUUUGUGUGUAAGAGGUAGUUGCAAGUUUACCUCAGACCUUAUUGAACAGUAGUAGAAACACAUUAUGAAGUAUGAUUCCUCACUCUCGCUCACUUUACAAAAGUUUGGAAGAUUUAUUAUUUAUUAUAAUUAUAUUGAUCACGGAAAAUGGGCUAUGUAAAUGCAACUCCUAUGGCACUUUCCUCAAACUUUAUCCAUCUGAUGGGGUAUUUGAUACCUUUCAAUCUAUUAUUAAGAAUAGUUCAAGCGUAAUGAUUUUAGACACCUAAAAAGUUGUAAUGAACAAUAAUAGCAUUCCAAACAAAUGGGACAGUAAAUACUGACACCCUUUCUCUUUUUAAAAUUUGCAGUCCUGCAUCCCUAUAUUAUGGGCCUGCAUGUUACGUUAUUAAUUUUGUAUUCCACUAUUUGCAAUUUUAUUCAUACAGUGUAGCGUGCUAGUUAAACAAACGUGCUUUACACAACUACCUUGUCUCCAUAUUCACAUACUGAUUGAUAAUAACUGAUUAAUCUAUUUUAAAUCCAUGAUUAAUCUAUCUCAUCAUUAAAAAAAAACAUAAAAGAAUGCAAAACAAAUAUUUGCAGAAUAGGAACACAAUUAUUUCCGAAGUAAAAUAUUAUAUUCCCGAUGGAACCGAAUAUGAAUAAGUAAAUAAAUAUAUCCUGAAAUUAAUAUAUGGUGAAUAUCCGAAGUGAGCCCAAAACAAAUAAAGACAACACUUUACUUAAAAAGGAAACAAAGACCCAAUGAAAUAAUCAAUCUUACAGGGUAAAAUGAGGGGGUCAAUCUAAAAGAGGUUUCAUCAAAAUUUGAAGAAAUGAGAGAGUUUUGGACGUUAAAAAAGUCUUGAAACACUUUCAAUAGGGAUGGUUAGAUUACCAAACAUGCUUCAUAAUGGCUAAUUUUGUGGAAAACUCUCCAUUAUUUUAUUUUUAUACGAUUUUUUAGAUUUUCCCCUAUAUUUUAUUUUUAUUAAUAUUUCUGAUUAAUUCCUUAUGAUUUUGCCAUUUAUGUGGUGUUAAUUGCAUUUUCCCAUGACACAUGUUGUGCUCAGAGAGAUGCAAGGAGCGAUUUUAAAUAAAGUAAAACAAAACUCCUCAAAAUUCCAGACUCUCUUACACUCUAAAUUCCAAGGAUUUAAAAUAGAUCCAGAUCGGCUGUGAACAGUGACUAGCCGAAUAUGAGAUUUAAAUUUAAACCUUGUUGAUUUAAAUAUAAAUCUAAAGAUUUGAAUUUAAAUCUUUUGAGAUUUAAAAGUUAUUCCUUAAGAUUUAAAAUAAGUUCAAAAUUCGGCUGGUCACUAUUCACAGCCAAUCUGGAUUUAUUUUAAAUCCUAGGAAUUUAGAGUGUAUUUUAUCACGGACUUUGAUUAAACUUGUUUUAAAUUGCCCCUCUCAUUAUUAUUCUCAUAUAGAAUUAUUCUCUCUUUUGGUUUUGGUCUUCUUGUUAUAUACUGGCAUGGAUGUCGUAGUAGGCUUAUAUUCACGGCAGAAGCGAUUUGGAAGUGUUGUUGUAAAUAUCCCAUGGAUAUCAUAAAUAUGACUCUUACGUGUUUUUUUAACUUGUAUUAAAUUAGAACUCUGUUCUUAAGAUGUGGUUUAACUAUGGAUAGCCAAUUGUGACACAGAUAUCUGAACUACAAAGUUAUUUGGGAACGAUAAAUAAGGAAGAUGUCUUUUAGAAUGAGGAAAGGCCACAUUAAACAAAAUAAACAUACAACGUAAACACAAGUUUUUAUAUUUUGGCUUUCCAUAAUUUUAGCGCAGAGUUAGACCAUGGUCCAAGUUAGGCUGGAUUUUAGAGUACAGGUCAUAUUGCCAUGUAUUGUCUAGGGGUAACUCUGCUGCUCAAACGUGUCAGAGGAAUGGCAUUGCUUGGCGUAAAGACAUCGCCAUUGAUACAGCAAAAUGCGCUGAAUAACUUCAUUUUAAGCCGAUUCAAAAUCACACUUAUUACGGUUGUAACAAUAUUCAUGAUGAAACACAGACACGAAUAAUACAACACCAAGGUUGCCUAUUCAGAAAUCCUCUACACACAGAAUUCGACCUGUCUAACUCAGACAGUAUCCUUUGUGAAUGAUCAUGAUGGUUGAGUGGGUAUGCUUAAAUUGCUUGAAUGUUUGGAAUCAAUGAACUAAACGAUUAUGACGUUAUUCAUAUUGUGUUUUUUAUGUUUUCCAUGUAUAGUAACUGGUUGAAUAUAGGAAAAUACGAGAGAUUUUCGAUGUGGUCUGCUCUUUCAUUUUUUAUUGCAUUAAAAAAUCGGGGCUUUCAACAUGACCCCGACACACAGAC